Molecule: messenger RNA, 645 nt
Organism: Didymella exigua CBS 183.55
Lineage: Eukaryota; Fungi; Ascomycota; Dothideomycetes; Pleosporales; Didymellaceae
Exons: 2
Coding region: 141-557 (138 amino acids)
Source: RefSeq, a predicted model, not a curated record
UUGACUGCAUGAAAACUCCCGCACCAACCACGCCAGACGCAGAUCACCCUUGCGUCGAGCAUAUGGCGGGGCUUACGCACCACCGAGCACGCGAACUGGUCGUGUGAUGACUUGCCCGAUGCGGCACCCAGCACCGCAAAAUGCUCAAAACAAUGGACAUAAAGCUUGUGUCGACGUUAUCUGUAGGCGAAGAAAGUCCCAGUCCUCAGUCCACAGCUAGCUUUCGGGUCGAGGUUUCUCACCAUGUGGGUGGUCUUUGCCUUCCUACUGGCCACGCCCACGGCAACGCUGCUCAUCGCAUAUGCCACCGCCUACCUCGCGAUCAUGAUGAGCGAUCGCAACUGGUAGACGGCGGAAGGAAGGGAUCAGCUGUUGGACAGCCUACAGCCAAUCUACCGAGGCCGACAGGGCUUCUGUGUAGGGAUUUCUGCGCAUCGAGAUCUUCACAUCGAGCCGGUGCGGAACAGAGGAAUCCCUGCGCGUCCCGCGACGGACAGAGGAUGGGGAAUUUAACGAGAGGCCCGGGUGGGUUGCGGGUGGAGACGGCGGUGGUGUAGUUGUGCUGGGAACGGGGUGUUGGGCGGGAGACGGGUGCGUGAGCAAGUCAGGCUGUGUUUCUGUCGCGAAGAGGGAAGAGGAGCAUGG